GUAACGCGCAGUGGUUUGACGUGACACGCGGCACCGGUGAGAUGUGGAAAGCUGAAGGUUCGGAGAACAUGAUAAAUGAUAAACCUCUGUUCGCAGAAAAUGGACUUACAGAUAUAUAAUAUGCAACUUUCCUGCCUACAUGAAUAACAGCUAAAUAUUUUUCAUUGUACCCAUAGAACAGGAACCUCUACAAUCUGGAAGUCUUGAUUCAAACUGCAAUUUUCUGAGGCUCCCAAGCAUGAUGAAUACUUCUUGGUUCACAGUCAUUGCCAUAUUUGUGUUUUCCUAUAUUUAUCGUAUUGUUUCUCAUCCCAAACCGGAGUUAUGGUUCCAAGAACUCUUCCCCCUUAAGGUGUGUCCAGCCAAUGCCAGCAUGGAAACAUUUUAUGGCAUCAUGUUUGAUGCAGGAAGCACAGGGACACGAAUUCAUAUUUACACCUUUAUACAGCGAAGCCCAGAAAACCCUGCAGAGUUAAAAGGGGAAGUGUUUGAAUCAGUGAAACCAGGUCUCUCAGCAUAUGCCAAUCAGCCUAAGAAGGGUGCUGAAACGAUCAGAAAAUUAUUAGAAAUGGCUAAAAAUGCUGUACCACCAAGUCACUGGAACAAGACCCCCGUAGUAUUGAAAGCCACUGCUGGUCUGCGGUUGUUAUCAGAGUCCAAAGCUCAGGCUCUACUCUCACAAGUCAGAAUGGUCUUUGAGGAUUCACCAUUUUUAGUUCCUGAUAAUAGUGUUAGCAUAAUGGAUGGAUCUUAUGAAGGUAUUUUAGCCUGGAUCACUGUGAAUUUUUUGACAGGGCAGUUGUAUGGCCAAGAGCAGCAGACAGUUGGAACUCUGGACCUGGGAGGAGCUUCAACUCAAAUAACUUUCCUGCCACAGCUGGAGGAAACCUUAACAGAAACUCCAGUGGACUUUCUUACCUCAUUUCAAAUGUUCAACAGCACUUAUAAACUCUACACACAUAGCUAUUUGGGACUUGGACUGAAAGCUGCUCGGUUGGCAACAUUAGGAGCUUUGAAUUUGGAAGUCUCUCUUGAAGCAUUUGGACAGACAUUCAGAAGUUCUUGUCUGCCACGACAGCUGGAAGCAGAAUGGUAUUUUGGUGGAGUAAAAUACCAGUAUGGUGGCAAUACAGAAGGUGAAACUGGAUUUGAACCAUGUUAUUCUGAAGUAUUGAAGGUUGUACAAGGAAAAUUACAUCAACCAGAUGAGAUUCAGAGAAGUUCCUUUUAUGCCUUUUCCUAUUAUUAUGAUCGGGCAGUAGACACUGACCUUAUAGAUUAUGAGAAAGGUGGUGUUUUACAUGUGAGAGACUUUGAAAAAAAAGCCAAACAAGUUUGUGAUAAUCUGGAUAACUAUAGCUCUGCCAGCCCCUUUUUAUGUAUGGAUCUCAGUUACAUUACAGCUUUAUUAAAAGAAGGCUUUGGAUUUGGAGACAGCACAGUUUUACAGCUGGCAAAGAAAGUCAAUAACAUAGAGACAAGCUGGGCUUUGGGGGCUACCUUUCACCUUCUACAGUCUCUAGGACUCUCCUACUAGGAAAACAGAAGAUUUGCAUUUCUUGCAGGAGCCAUUCUGAUCAGCAGAGAAUAAAAUUACAGACCAAAGUAGAAGAAAAGUUUUACUUUUAAGAACUGCAGUUUAACAGAAAUCCUUCUACAGUGGUAAGACCUAACUACCUAACUGAUGCCAAAGAACCUUGAAACACAUUAGGCAUCAUUUCUGUCAAGUCAUGAAUGCAUAUUUGGCACCAGCACAUCCAAUGUUGGACUUGCUCCGUGAGCUCUUUUAUCUAUGAAAUUCUGAAUGUUCACAUCAAAGAAGUAGCUUAGUUUGAUUUAAAAAACAAACAAACAAACAACAAAACCAAAGUGUAUUAUUUACCUUUCCCGUAAGUUGUUUGAAACUAAGGAGUUAUCUUUCUAGGGUUAGUUGGUUCUUAAACAUGGAUAAAUAUGUUAUUUUAUUCAAUUAUAGGUAUAUUAGUUGGUGAGGAGUAUUAGCAAAAAGAUUUUAGGGAUCCCCACAAGGAAUUGUUUCAGGUUUUAUUUUUCUAAAGUUGAAAGAGAAAAGUCCUCUGUAACUGUUCUUUUUUAUGUCAGUCAAUGAGGUUUCUUUGGGUUAAAUCAUUAACUUCCUCCUCAGUCAACUC
Molecule: messenger RNA, 2150 nt
Organism: Pseudonaja textilis
Lineage: Eukaryota; Metazoa; Chordata; Lepidosauria; Squamata; Elapidae
Source: RefSeq, a predicted model, not a curated record